Erythranthe guttata (spotted monkey flower) is the source of this 1700-nucleotide messenger RNA. RefSeq names its product protein trichome birefringence-like 39. The record is from RefSeq and is a predicted model, not a curated record. Gene Ontology annotation, molecular function: O-acetyltransferase activity. Gene Ontology annotation, cellular component: Golgi apparatus. Lineage: Eukaryota; Viridiplantae; Streptophyta; Magnoliopsida; Lamiales; Phrymaceae.
UUGAUUAUUGAUGCAGCCCCACAUGUGGUGAUGUGGGCGUCAACAAAAUCAAAGCCAUCCAAGAUUUAAUAAAUUCCGGCAGGUCGUACAAUUAAGACUAUAUAUACAUAUGUAGCUCCAUAUUUUCAGCAAACCACCCACCCCAGUACACGUCACACUCUGUAACAUACAUACAUGUAAACCUAUAUAUAUUUUCGACACUACUAAUUAAUACUGUACUUCACAGCUUCAUCAAUAUUAUUAUUAUUACAGUAGGCCGAGAAAUGGGGCUUAUGUGGAAAGCCCUUUUUAUCUCUGCAGCUUUCUUGUUUUUUCAUGAGGCAGACGCUGCUGCGGCGGCGGCGGCCGAGCACCACCGCAGCAACGGCAGCAGCCCCUCCGCCGCCGCCGUCACCAGAAAGCUGGCGGCGGCUGCGGGGUGCAACAUAUUCCAAGGGAAAUGGGUUUACGAUUCGUCGUACCCACUCUACGAUUACUCAACUUGUCCCUUCAUAGAUGAUGAAUUCAACUGCCUCAAGUACAAAAGACCUGAUCGAAACUAUCUUAAGUAUAGAUGGCAGCCUUUUUCAUGCAAUCUCCCCAGCUUCAAUGGGGUGAGUUUCUUGGAGAAAUAUAGAGGGAAGAAGAUAAUGUUUGUGGGUGACUCACUGAGUUUGAACAUAUGGCAAUCGCUGAGUUGCAUGAUUCACUCGUGGGUGCCGAACGCCAGGACUUCACUCAUUAAGAGACAAGGCCUAGCUGAACUCACAUUCCUGGAUUACGGGGUGAAAUUGUUACUCUAUCGAACUCCAUACCUAGUCGACAUAGAAAACCAAAAGGUCGGUCGAGUGUUAAAGCUCGACUCGAUCCAAAACGGGAACUCGUGGUUAGGAAUGGACAUGUUGAUUUUCAACACGUGGCAUUGGUGGACACAUACCGGAAGCUCCCAACCAUGGGAUUACAUGGAAGAAGGAGGUAAAUUGUACAAAGAUAUGAACCGUUUGGUAGCAUACUACAAAGGGUUGAACACAUGGGCAAGAUGGGUCAACCGAAAUGUGGAUCCUUCCAAAACCAAAGUCUUCUUCCAAGGAAUUUCCCCCACACAUUAUGAGGGGAAAGAUUGGAAUGAAGGAUCAAAAUCAUGUAAAAGUGAGAGUGAGCCAUAUUUUGGAAUAAAGUAUCCAGCUGGCAAUCCAUUAUCAGGAGUUGUGGUGAACAAAGUGCUGAGCAGAAUAAAGAAGCCAGUUUAUUUAUUGGAUAUUACAUUGCUUUCUCAGUAUAGAAAAGAUGCUCAUCCAAUUUACUACGGUCUACACAAUGGCUUGGAUUGCAGCCACUGGUGCCUACCUGGACUACCUGACACGUGGAAUUUGCUUCUCUAUACUGCCCUCUUCACCUAAUAAAAAAAAUUAUAUUAAUAUUUGGAUUAAUAAUUUAAUAUACACAUGUUGCUUUGUUUUGAUUUGAUUUGUUGAUACGUUAAAUUUUAAUGUUUGAUUUUUAGCUAGGGGGUUUUCUUUUUGGAUUUAUUGUUGUAAAAUUGGGUGAAAUAAGCUCAUUGUUUCUGGCAUGAAAUGUUUUGCCUAAGUUGAUGAAUUAAGGAUAAAGUUUAAUAAGUUCAUAUUCGAGUUUGAGUUAAUUAGGCAUAUAUGUUCGAACAUCAUCCUUUGUCAAUAAUGAUCAUAUGUGAAUGUAUUGAUCAAUGAGGCUUAUGUUUGCCA